CAUUCUUGUCCUGCAGGGAGCAUUCCGGGUGGAGAAUAUGAGAGAAAGAGAGAGAGAUAGGAAAGAUUUGAGGUCGUAGAGUAAAUAUUUACACCGGGAAACGACCAGCUCCAUGUUCCCGCUGUCUGCAGGAUCUGGGCAGCGUGGGACAGAUUCAGGAACAGGACAUGGAGCUGUAAGCUAGGCCUCUCCAUUCAUCUCCAUUUGCUGCCUCGCGCCGCUUCUCCUGCCCUGCUGUGGCGCUCUGGCCCAGAGAAGAAGAGUGGGGAGGAAAACAAACAAAAAACCGAGAGGGAAUAGUAAACGUUCUCCAGCUGCUGUCCAGACGCACACAUGCUGCAUUGCUGCCAUUCCCCAAGCCCUGCUUCUCCUAUCCCUAGGGCACGGCCGCUAGCUUGCUAGCAAGCCAGAAGCUGGCACAAAGCGAAGCCCUGUGCUGAGAAACAGUAAAAGCACUUAGUGCACACUGACCUCCUCCUUUUUUCUCGUUAUUUGUCUCAGCUGACCUCAUACUCACCCAGCUGAACGCCUUCUGGUUGCCGUCUCUCCUGCUGCUUCAAGCCGUGGACAGUUGCUAGAGGGCAGCCAGUCGUAGAGCCAGGCAGACGGAGGAAACUCGAGGGAGGUUCAUCAGAGGUCAGGAUGAUGGAGCCUGGCAUGGAGAACUGCCUGGCCCUGGUCCUGCAGAAGGACGUGGGCCGGCGGCUGCAGGUCGGCCAGGAGAUCAUCGAUUACAUUCUGGACAAAGAGAAAUCCCACGAUUUGGAGCAGGAUCAGACGGCGCUGGACAAGAUGGUGGACGGCAUUGCCAGCUCCUGGGUCAACUCCAGUAACUUCAAGGUGGCGCUGCUCGGCCUGGACCUCUUAUCUGCCUUAGUGACCAGGUUACAGGACAGAUUCAGGGCUCAGGUGGGAACAGUUCUGCCCAGCCUUAUUGAUCGAUUGGGAGAUGCCAAAGACCAAGUACGAGACCAAGACCAAACACUGCUGCUAAAGAUCAUGGAGCAAGCUGCCUCUCCACAGUAUGUGUGGGACCGGAUGCUGGGAGGCUUCAAACAUAAAAACAACAGGACCAGAGAGGGAGUGUGCCUUUGUCUCAUCGCCACGCUGAACACAUAUGGAGCUCAAGGUCUGACUUUAAGUAAAAUAGUUCCUCACAUAUGUAACCUCCUGGGGGACCCCACCAGUCAGGUACGGGACGGAGCGAUGAGCUGCUUGGUGGAAAUCUACAGACAUGUUGGUGAGCGGGUGAGGCUGGACCUCAGCAAGAAGGGUCUGCCACAGUCACGGUUGAAUGUAAUCUUCAGCAGAUUUGAUGAAGUCCAAAGAUCUGGAAACAUGAUCUCCUCUGGCUCAGAUAAGAACUUUGAGGAUGAGGACUCUGUGGAUGGAGGCAGGUCCUCCUCCUCUUCAUCCUCCAAAGCACCCCCUGGUGGAAGGAGGACUGUGAUGAGCUCUGUGAGAAGACCCAGCUCUGCUUCCUCCACAAAGUUCCCAGGUAAAGAAGCCGGUGCAGGAGCUGUGGAUGAAGAGGAUUUCAUCAAAGCCUUCGAAGAUGUGCCAUCGGUCCAGAUCUACUCUAACAGGGAGUUGGAGGAUCAGCUGACUAAGAUCAGAGAAAUGCUGUCUGAUGACAAACAUGACUGGGAGCACCGGGUGCUGGCGCUGAAGAAGGUCCGUUCACUCGUGUUGGCAGGGGCUGCUGAGUAUGAAGGUUUCCCUCAGCAGCUGCGGCUUCUGGAGGCGCCCUUUAAGCUGUCCACUAAAGACCUGCGCUCCCAGGUGGUCCGCGAGGCCUGCAUCACUCUGGGACAUUUGUCGUCAGUUCUGGGUAACAAGUUCGACCACGGAGCUGAGAGCGUCAUGCCUACCCUGCUGAAUCUAGUGCCCAACAGUGCCAAAGUCAUGGCCACGUCAGGGGGGGCCGCCAUCCGCCUCAUCCUCAGGCACACACACUACCCACGUCUCAUCCCCAUCAUCACCAGUAACUGCACCUCCAAAUCAGUUGCAGUAAGAAGACGCUGUUAUGAGUUCCUCGACCUCAUGCUGCAGGAGUGGCAUACCAACACACUGGAAAGGCAUGUCGCUGUUCUGACGGAGACCAUCAAGAAAGGCAUCCAUGAUGCAGACUCUGAGGCCAGAUCCAUUGCAAGAAAAUGUUAUUGGGGUUUCCAUGGUCACUACAGUCGGGAGGCUGAGCAUCUGUUCCAGGCUCUGGAGUCUACGUACCAGAAGGCCCUCCAGUCUCACCUGAAGAGCUCCGACAGCAUCGUGUCUUUACCCCAGUCCGACCGAUCCUCCUCUUCCUCACAGGAAAGUCUGAACCGGCCGUUGUCUGUGAAGAGCGUCAUGGGAGGAAGCAUCACAAGGAGUAAGCUAGUUAGCACCAGAGUCUCCACAACCUCCGGUUCCCUCCAGCGUUCCCGUAGCGACAUUGAUGUAAACGCCGCCUCCAGUGCCAAGUCCCGCCUGUCCACCGUCCCUGCAUCCUCGCCGUUCAGUUCUGCCGCCGCCCUCCCACCCGGAUCAUACGCCUCAUUAGAUGGCACUCCUGGUAAAAGUGAUGGUCGUGUUCGUACAAGAAGGCAAAGCUCAGGCAGCGUGGGCGGAGCUAGUCCAUCGGUAGUGGACAGCAGGGGGCGGAGCCGGGCCAAAGUGGUGUCCCAGUCCCAGCGAUCCAGAUCAGCCAAUCCCAUCAGUGCCGGCAGUCGCUCCAGCUCUCCCGGGAAGCUGCUGGGUCAGAGCAGCUAUGGUCGCAUCCCUCGGGCCGCGGCCUCAGCCUCCACCGCGGCGGCAGACAAGCGCAGCAGAAUCCCUCGCAGCCAGGGCUGCAGCCGGGAGACCAGCCCCAGCAGGCUGGGCCUCGCCAGCCUGCGUGGUAAAGCUCUUCUUCCUGCUGCUCUUCCCUCCUGCACGCUAGCCCGGAGCCGCAUUCCCCGUCCCAGCAUGAGUCAGGGUUGCAGUCGCGACACGAGUCGUGAGAGCAGCCGUGAUACCAGCCCUGCUCGGGGCUUCGCUCCUCUGGCCUCCAGACGUCACUCCCGUUCAACCAGCGCUCUCUCCACAACAGACCCCCACGGCCAGUCAGAUCGCUACGGUUUGAUUCACCAAGCUAGAAUAUCUGCUUCAGUUAACGCCAUGAGGGUCCUGAACACAGGCACCGAGGUGGAGGCUGCGGUUGCUGAUGCACUGCUGUUAGGAGACUCCAGAAAUAAGAGGAAGCCAUUGAGGCGGCGGUACGAAUCUCCUGGGAUGUACUCUGAUGACGAUGCCAACAGUGAUGCGUCCAGCGCCUGCUCGGAGCGCUCGUAUGGCUCCAGAAACGGAGGCAUUCCCCAUUACCUGCGGCAGACGGAGGAUGUGGCCGAGGUCCUGAACCACUGCGCCAGCUCCAACUGGUCGGAGAGGAAGGAGGGCCUGCUGGGCCUGCAGAACCUCCUGAAGAGCCAAAGGAUCCUGAGCCGAGUGGAGCUGAAGAGACUGUGUGAGAUCUUCACGAGGAUGUUUGCAGACCCCCACAGCAAGAGAGUGUUCAGCAUGUUCCUGGAAACUCUUGUGGAGUUUGUCCUGGCGCACAGGGAGGACCUGCAGGACUGGCUGUUUGUUCUACUCACCCAGCUCCUUAAGAAGAUGGGUGCAGACCUGCUGGGCUCGGUUCAGGCCAAAGUCCAGAAGGCUCUAGAUGUCACAAGGGAGUCCUUCCCAUUCGACCAACAGUUCAAUAUUCUGAUGAGGUUUAUUGUGGACCAGACUCAGACUCCGAACCUCAAGGUAAAGGUGGCCAUCUUGAAGUACAUUGAGUCCUUGGCUCGGCAGAUGGACCCAGCAGACUUUGUGAACUCCAGUGAGACUCGACUUGCAGUGUCUCGCAUCAUUACAUGGACCACUGAACCCAAAAGCUGCGAUGUCAGGAAGGCAGCUCAGGUGGUGCUCAUCGCCUUGUUUGAGCUCAACACCCCAGAGUUCACCAUGCUGCUGGGAGCUCUGCCCAAAACCUUCCAGGACGGGGCCACCAAGCUGCUUCACAACCACCUGAAGAACUCCAGUAACACCAGCAGCAAUGUGGGGUCUCCAAGUAACACCAUUGGCCGGACGCCACCACGGCACACGCCCAGCAGGACCAGCCCCCUCACAUCGCCCACAAACUGCUCCCACGGAGGGCUUUCUCCAAGUCGGUUAUGGGGUUGGGGGGUCGACGGACCGUCAAAGCACCCCUCCGCCCCUCCUCCACCCCCUUCGCCUCACUCCACCCCUGCUGCCCCGUCCCUCAGGGUCCUGCGCAGAGCGUAUUCACCCAGCAUGAUGGAGUAUGACACUGAGAACAUGAACUCAGAGGAGAUCUACAGCUCGCUGCGGGGCGUCACCGAAGCCAUCCAGAGCUUCAGCUACCGGAGCCAGGAGGACCUGAACGAGCCAGUCAGACGGGAGCUGAAGAGGGACGACGCAGUGGGGAGAGAAGGAGUUGCAUCAUCUCCUGGUUCUGAUGCCCGCCUGGGUUUAGACGUGGUGGAAGGAGGUCGCAGUGCUCUGGACAACAAGACGUCCCUCCUCAACACGCCUUCGCCGCGCUCCUUCUCCGGGCCGCGGAGCCGGGAGUUCGCGCCGUACGGCUACGGAGAGAGCAUCUGUACGUAUGACAAGAGCGCGCUGAAGGAGGCGGUGUUCGACGACGACGUGGAGCAGUUCAGGGACUGCCGCCGUCUGGACAGUGGUGAGAACAAGAUGUCCCUCCCCAAGGUCUUUGCUCCUGUUGGUCAGGAUCACUCUGACCUGGUGGCCGACCUGCUCAAGGAGCUGUCCAAUCACAACGAGCGCUCCGAGGAGCGUAAAGGCGCCCUGGUGGAGCUGUUGAAGAUCACCCGAGAAGACAGCAUGGCUGUUUGGGAUGAACACUUCAAGACCAUCCUCCUGCUGCUGCUGGAGACGCUGGGGGACAGAGAUCACACCAUCCGAGCCCUGGCCCUGCGAGUCCUGAAGGAAAUCCUGAAGAAUCAGCCGGCCCGAUUCAAGAACUAUGCUGAGCUCACCAUCAUGAAGACGCUGGAGGCUCACAAAGACUCUCACAAGGAGGUGGUGCGUGCAGCCGAGGAGGCGGCCUCCACCCUGGCCGGCUCCAUCCACCCAGAGCAGUGCAUCAAGGUGCUGUGUCCCAUCGUGCAGACGGCCGACUACCCCAUCAACCUGGCCGCCAUCAAGAUGCAAACCAAAGUCAUUGAACGCAUCACCAAGGACUCUUUACUCCAGCUGCUGCCUGACAUCAUCCCUGGACUCCUGCAGGGCUAUGACAACACAGAGAGCAGCGUUCGCAAGGCCAGCGUGUUCUGCUUGGUGGCCAUCUACUCUGUCAUUGGUGAGGAUCUCAAACCCCACCUGGCACAGCUCACGGGCAGCAAGAUGAAGUUACUGAACCUGUACAUCAAGCGGGCCCAGACCACCAACAGCAACAGCAGCAGCUCCUCGGACGUCUCCUCCCACAGUUAAUGCUGGACGCUCAUAAGGGAUCCGGGGUUUUCCUGGACAUCACCGAGCCUCUUCCAGACUUCUCUCCUGUCCGCCCGUCUGUCCUGCAGCUUCUUCUCCUGAAUUCACUCCUCUGCUGCGGAAAGCUGUGAAUGUAGCUGCUGUGCUGGUUUUAGUCACCUCUCCAUCGCCAUGGUUUCCUCUGUCCCCUCACCUGGUUUCCAACACGCCACAUCUCAAUGAUGUUCUCAGUCUGGAUGAUGGGAAGUCAUUUGGCUGGACCAGUGAUACUGAUAAUCAAAUCUGUUGUGUAAGAGAGAUGUGAGGAUACAAGCCUGAUGGUUCAUUUUAUUUUUAACAGCAUCUUAAUACAUGAAAUCCUUCCAACAUGCAUCCAACACGCCGUCGCUCCAGCUCCAUGUUGGACAAUCCCUCACAUUUCCAACAGGUUCUCUGAGGUUCAGAUUAAAGAUGGCCGACAUGUCUCUUUGAACUCAGCAGAUUUAAGGAAAGUGGUGCAGAUCUGUUGCAUCGGGCUGCUCAGUCUGAGCAUGCUCAGUGAGUCUGUGUGAAACCAGCUGCUCUGUUCUUCACGUUGAGACGACAGUAUUCGUGUCCUCUUACAGAUCCACAGCUUCUGCACAUCCACAGCUAGAGAUGAUUUGUUCAUACACUUCUUGACCACCGCUUCACAAACUUUGAGUAAAUAAAAUAAAACAAUGUGAACAAGUUGAUUAUUAAACUAUUUGCACGUUACCAGAACAGCUUGCAUGUGACGGCAGCUCCCUGCUGUGUCUGAGCAGUCCUGCCUUUCCGGCUGCGCCUGCAGCUGCAUCUGAUUCCUCCUCUGUGAUUGGACGCUUCCAGAGGAGUGAAGAUUACGCCGCUGCCCGUAGCUUCUGUUGCCUGUAUGCAGGUUGGGAGUUUGAGUUUAAAAUGUUGGAUUCCUGCUGUGAGACGCUGGGAAAAAUUCCCUCAUCUGAUCGGUACUGUUGCUCUGCUGUUCGCAAGCGAAUAAUUAUUCCCCGUUUGAGUGGAGGAUGUUCUGGUUUCGGGGGCCGGGUCUGCUCAUGAAGAAGUAAAUAAAGUUUAUGAUACGCUGUUUGGUGCUGACGAGGAGCCUCCUGCAGCUCAAGCUUACCAUCACACCCGGCCGGUCUCCAUCGCUCAUUUCACCCUCUGACUCUAUUUAUAGACUUUAUUUCAGCUGAUUUCGUUUGAUCCUGAUGAUAAAUUGUACAGAGGUUUUGUUUUUGUUUACACCCACAUGUGGUAGAUCUGCAACGAUGUAAAGAAGCGUUUGCUGUAGAAAUAAAGAGACUGAACUGA
Messenger RNA from Melanotaenia boesemani (Boeseman's rainbowfish), 6789 nucleotides. It is a transcript of the gene clasp1a, whose product is annotated as cytoplasmic linker associated protein 1a. The transcript is spliced from 44 exons. Lineage: Eukaryota; Metazoa; Chordata; Actinopteri; Atheriniformes; Melanotaeniidae. The record is from RefSeq and is a predicted model, not a curated record. Gene Ontology annotation, cellular component: microtubule organizing center; cytoplasmic microtubule; mitotic spindle. Gene Ontology annotation, biological process: mitotic spindle assembly. Gene Ontology annotation, molecular function: microtubule binding; kinetochore binding. The coding region runs from base 643 to 5481 and encodes 1612 amino acids.